Messenger RNA from Aspergillus uvarum CBS 121591, 1212 nucleotides. RefSeq names its product PAF acetylhydrolase family protein. The transcript has a single exon. Gene Ontology annotation, molecular function: 1-alkyl-2-acetylglycerophosphocholine esterase activity. The record is from RefSeq and is a predicted model, not a curated record. Bases 7 to 1161 code for a protein of 384 amino acids. Lineage: Eukaryota; Fungi; Ascomycota; Eurotiomycetes; Eurotiales; Aspergillaceae.
GCCAACAUGACCCGAGUCAUCCUAGCCUUCAUUUGCUUUCUUCUCAUCAGACUUGGACAAACAGCAGUGUCCCCUCUUCCUUCGAGCACCGGACCAUGCGACGUCAUGCUUCGCACAAGCGAACUAAUCGACCUGUCUCGAACCGAUCCCUUUGACCCCAAAGGAGGAAAACGUGCUCUGCUGGUCACCACCUUUACCCCCGCGAGUUGCGGAAGUGUACUGUCCACAUCAUACAUCCCGAAUGCAACAGCCAGGUAUGAGGACGAGUUUCUCCAGUCUUUCGGAAUACCCUCAGGAACGUUCGAGUCGUUUCGGAUUCAAACCAAAACCGAGCAGCAGCCACCGCCUUCCAGCCUUGAGGGAAAUCACCCGGUUGUGCUGUUUUCACCAGCUCUGGGGACCUCAAGAUUGAUAUACACAGCGCUGCUUCAGGACCUUGCCAGUUACGGAUUUGCCGUCAUCUCCGUCGAUCAUCCGUACGAUGCCGACAUCGUGGAGUACCCCGACGGCCGCACGGUCGUCGGAAUCCUCGGCAACAUCAGUACAGAUGCGCAAUACGACUCAGCAUUGAACGUUCGCGUUCAAGAUAUGAGAUUCGUCCUGAAUCAGACCCACAACACCACGGCGCUCGGGGACAUCUUCCCGCUGGCUCGGGGAAAUGCCCAGCUACUUUCUCUGGAUCGAGCAACAAUCUCUGGCCAUUCCCUGGGCGGAGCCACCGCCGCGCAGACCCUACUGGUCGAUUCUCGAUUCGUCGGAGGCAUCAACCUGGAUGGUUCACUGUGGGGGUCAGUCGUGGACGAGGGACUGUCGCGCCCGUUCCUGAUGUUCGGGAACGCGAACCACACCCAGGCAACCGACGCCAGCUGGGCAGCAGUUUGGCCGCAUCUGCAAGGAUGGAAACUGGAGCUUCAACUCGCACAGUCGAAGCACUAUACGUUCUCCGACUUUCCAGUGAUGGUAGAUGCCCUGAGUAUCUCGGAAGAAGCUAAGCAGAUUGUCCAGGCCGGGUACAUUGGGACGAUAGGCGGGCUGCGGGCCAGAAACGUGAUUGUUUCGUACAUCACUGCCACACUAAGGUACUUUGUCUAUGGGUACACGUCUGAUCUACUGAGCGGGCCUUCGGCGGAUUUUCCUGAUGUGACUUUUGUGUCUUCUUGACUUGGGAGGCGUUUUCUUGGAUGAUCGACCUGGUGGGAGAGGUGCGUUGCC